GUGCCCGAGGCCGUUACCGCGCAAUAGCUGACGACUGUGAGGAUGGGGGUACAAAACUGGAGCUGUCCCGCGAUACAAUGAUGGUGUUGGAGCUGCUGUUCAGUCUUGAAGAGAUACAUUAGUUUACCAAAUCACUCUGCAUAUCGAAACCUCAAACAGGUUCAAAGUCGCCAUGUCUUCACCGCCAAGAGUCUUCGAGGGCAAGCUUGCCAUCAUCACUGGCGCCUCGCGCAGCUUCGGUGCUGCACUAGCGACCUACUUCGCCUCCCGCGGCGCCAACGUCGUAAUCAACUACGCCACAGCGUCCUCCGACGCCCGCGCCAAAGAGCUCGCGCACCAGCUCUCCACCGAGCACAACAUCACCGCCCUCCCCAUCCGCGCCGACCUCCUCGACCCAACCGCGCCCCAAUACCUCAUCGACACCGCCAAAGCCCACUUCACCACCCCCACCCGCCCCUUCCAAAUCGACAUCCUAAUCAACAACGCCGCCAUCGUCAACGCCCAGCCCAUCCACGCCCUGGACAUCACCCAGUUCCAGCAAACCUUCGACCUGAACGUGCGCGCCCCCGCCCUCCUCAUAAAAGCCGCCUACCCCUUCCUGCCCCACGACCGCUCCGCCCGCAUCGUAAACAUCUCCUCUGCAACCACCACAUGGGGCCUGAUCCAACAGACCGCGUACGCGGGCACCAAGGGCGCCAUCGAAGCCAUGACGCGGGUGUGGGCGCGCGAGCUGGCCGAGCGCGGCACAGUGAAUUGCGUGAGUCCUGGCCCGAUGGAUACAGGGCUGCUCAACGGGCUGCCGGACGAGCCGCGCGAGGCGCUGAAGCUGUACAAUGCGCUGAUUCCGCUCGCGCGCGAGAGGCCCGGGGUCGAUACCGAGGGGAUGUUGAGGCUGGCGGGGGAGAUUGGCGGCAGGCCGGGGACGCUGGAGGAGGUUGCUGGGAUUGUGGGGAUUGCGUGUUUGCCUGAGAGUGGGUGGAUGACGGGGAAUCAGUUGGGGGCUAGUGGGGGAGGGGCGUUUGUGCGAUGA
Molecule: messenger RNA, 1030 nt
Organism: Boeremia exigua
Lineage: Eukaryota; Fungi; Ascomycota; Dothideomycetes; Pleosporales; Didymellaceae
Product: 3-oxoacyl-reductase
Exons: 2
Coding region: 173-1030 (285 amino acids)
Molecular function (GO): oxidoreductase activity, acting on the CH-OH group of donors, NAD or NADP as acceptor
Source: RefSeq, a predicted model, not a curated record